GGACGACGUCAUGUACACCAGUACCACCAUUCAUCAGGGCUGCUGUACUAUGGUUAAGGGACGAUCCAGACUAAUAUAGGGGAAAGAUGGAGGUGAAUCUGGCUGAAUGGGGGUGAAGCAAGGCAGGACAGACCGUCAUUGCCGCAUACAUGGUCGACGUCAGCGAUUCAAGGUCAAGGGGGGCAAGAUAUAUGCCUCCUCCCCUCCCCGGAUUUCGAGCCUCUUCUUCUCCUGGACAUACCGACUAUUUGAUUGCAUACCAAACCAUUUGACCACUAUUGUAAACAAGAAGCAUUCAACCAACCCAACCAAGAUUAGCAAACAUGGAGACCAUCCACCGCGCCGCCAGCGCCGCCAGCGAAGCCCUCUUCGGCGAGCAUGGAGAGCACGGGCAGACCACCCAUGGUAAGACGGGUACUACCACACACACCAAUGUCGCGGGAGAGUAUACCCACGAGCCGCUGUCGGGACGGACAGGGGAUACAAAGGCAGGAGAGCCGUAUGAUGCUGGUAACUUAGACGAGAGAUCUCAGCAGCGCAUUGCCGCUUCAAGGGGCGAGCCCACCAACACCACUGGCACAGCUAGAGAAUACACUUCCACCUCUGGCACAUCAGGAGGGUAUGCCCCCGCUACGUCUACUACCGGCACAGCUGGAGGAUAUGCUCCAACCACAUCUACUACAGGCACAGCUGGCGGAUACGCCCCAACCACAUCCACAACCGGCACAGCUGGUGGAUAUGCUCCAACCACAUCCACUUCCGGCACAGCUGGCGAAUAUGCCCCCACCACUUCCACCACCAAGUCCUCCACCGGCGAAGGCGGACUCCGCCGCUCCUCCGACAUCUCCCCCCGCUCCGGCCCAGCCGCAGGCACAAUCCCCAUCCCCUCCAACAUUGACCGCCAAGCCGGCGGAGGCUCUUACUCUUCCGCCCGCGAGACCGCAGCGCGCGCCAUGGGCUCAGCUGAGACGCCUGGCAGCGGUGCUGGUGCAUAUUUCGGCGCUGGUGCUGGUUCUGGUGCUGCCGCGGGAGGUGCGGGAUUGUGGAGUGCGGGGCAGAGGAGGGAGGAGGCUGGUGCUAGAGAUGAGAAUGGGUAUAAGCCUGGCGAGGAGGGGUAUACUGGUAAGGGGACGGAGCAGGCGGGGAAGGGGGGACAGCAAGCAAGAUUUGCGGGUGAGGGUGGUGAGGCGGAUGCAGCGGAUGUGACGCCUUCCAGGGCACAUGCUGAGGGGAAGAAGGUUAGGGAUGUUGGCGAGAGUUCUACGACUGGUCCGACUGGUGCCGGUGCUGGAGCUGGACCUACCGGGGCUGCUCGUGGUCCUGGUGCUGGACCUAUCGGGGCUGCUGGUGCUGUUGGCGCUGGCGCUUCUGGUGCCGGAGCUUCAACAGGUGGCGCCGCGGCCGGGAGCGCACCCGUCGGCCGUCGUCAGAGCUUGACGGCACACCUCCCCGGCGAGCCUGGCGGCGAGGGCUUGCGUCGCACGAGUAACGCGGGACAGGGAACGGGAGAGCAGUGGGUUAAGAGCACUGGUUUUAAGGCUGAAGGCGGGGAUUUUGACGCCAGUGCUCCUGGUGCCGGAAGGGAGGCUGAUCGCCUGUUGAUGGAGAAGGGCAUCAAGCGCUCCGGUGCAGAUGAGAAGAAGGUAACGGGACAGAUGGAUACGACGGCACCCAAUGGGGGCCACAACAAUGCUUCGGAUAACCUAGGUCUGAAGGAUAAGCUUAAGAAUAAGCUGCAUAAGGGCCCGCUGUAAGAAGAGGACCCGAUAAUAUGAAUGGGGCUAUGCGACGAGUUUUCUGCUCAAGCUCGUCGUUGGAUUAUGUUUUAGAAUUUGUAUAAGCUAGUUUCUAUUGAAUGAUAUAUUAUGUUAUUAUUGUAA
Molecule: messenger RNA, 1880 nt
Organism: Pseudogymnoascus verrucosus
Lineage: Eukaryota; Fungi; Ascomycota; Leotiomycetes; Thelebolales; Thelebolaceae
Exons: 3
Coding region: 324-1754 (476 amino acids)
Source: RefSeq, a predicted model, not a curated record